UUCUUUGAUUCUUCAGAUUAGCCCUAGUUCAUGAACUCUUUUUCCGUUUUUUCAAUCGUUCGGAGUUCGAAAUGUGUUCUGAAACCACAAAUUUCACUGCUAAUUCGUGUUUUUUGUUGUUAAUUUUCGCCUUCUUCCAUUGUUGCAGCUCCUUCGAUUUCUCCUUCUCUUCUUUCCCCGAUUCCACCAAUAUCGCUUUCGUCAACAGUGCCGCAAGAGGCACAGUCCUCGAUCAUCCUUCCAUCCGGCUCACCGAUAACCAGAUCGGUGGCAGGAUCAACAACGACACUGGAAGAGCUUACUUCUCGCUGCCGAUUCAACUAUGGGAUCCAGUCACUAACAUAUCCGCUGAUUUCACCACUUAUUUCGAGUUUGUGAUCUUGUUUUCCAAUGGCAGGUCGAAUGCCUCCGCCGGUGGAAUCGCUUUCUUCCUAGCGGCGGAGAAUUCAACAUCGCCUCCUUUGAAUUCCGGCGGCGGAUGGUUAGGAUUGUUCAAUCAAUCGAACAACGGUGAUCCGUCGAAUCAGAUUGUCGCCGUUGAGUUCGAUAUUUUUAAAGAUCCGUGGGAUCCUAGCGAUAAUCAUGUUGGUGUUGAUGUGAAUUCCAUUGUGUCCGUGGCUAAUCGUACUUGGAGUAAUACGAUGGUUUCAGGAGACAUUUUGGGUGCAAGAAUCACUUACAAUGGAACAUUGAGGAGAUUGGAUGUUACCCUGAAAGAUCCUCAGGUUCCAAACGAGUCGAUUACAUUGAAUCUUACUGAUAUUCCAAUUGAUUUGAAGGAAAAUCUUCCGGCUAGAGUGAUCGUUGGCUUCUCUGCGUCAACAGGUGAGUCGAUCCCAAUUCAAGCAAUUAGAAGCUGGAAUUUCACUUCGAGUUUGGAUUUGAUUGUUGAAACUGAAACUGUUGGGGGGAAAUCCAAGUUGUGGCUCGUGGGGCUGGUGUGUGGGUUGGUGGGUUUGAUAUCUGUGUCUGGUUUGGUAUUUGCUGUUUGGUGGCGAAGAACAAGAAGGAAACAGAAAGAAAGAACAGAGGGAGAUAGUGAUGAUGAAUUUGAUGAAGAUGAAGAAACUGGCAUGGUGGAGAAUGUUGUUGAUGAUGAAGAGUUCAUAAAGGGUACUGGGCCAAAGAGAUUUUCAUAUAAGGAACUGGUUAAAGCAACCAACAAUUUCUCUGAACAGGGAAAGCUUGGACAAGGGGGCUUUGGUGGUGUUUACAAAGGCUUUAUCACAGAACUUAACAUGGAAAUAGCAGCAAAGAAGAUAUCAAGCAAUUCCAAACAGGGCAAAAAGGAAUACAUCUCUGAGGUGAACAUCAUAAGCCGUUUGCGACAUCGAAAUCUCGUGCAACUCGUCGGAUACAGCCACGAACGCGGCCAUUUCUUACUAGUCUACGAGUACAUGCCGAACGGGAGCUUGGAUUCCCAUUUGUUUGGGAAGAAACCACGUCUCUCAUGGCCUGUAAGAUUCAAAAUAGCUCAUGGCAUAGCCUCUGCCUUGCUCUACCUCCAUGAGGAUUGGGAGCAAUGCGUAGUCCACAGAGAUAUCAAGUCAAGCAACAUCAUGUUGGACUCGAACUUCAACGCUAAAGUCGGCGACUUCGGUCUAGCUAGACUAGUCGACCACGGUCUUCGCUCGCCCACAACCGUCGUGGCAGGCACAAUGGGCUACCUAGCUCCAGAGUCCCUCCUAACAAGCAAGGCGAGCAAGGAAUCAGAUGUGUACAGUUUCGGAGUCGUGGCAUUGGAAAUAGCCUGUGGGAGGAAAGCAGUGGAGCACCAUGAAGAAGAUGAAGAAAAGAUUAGCUUGGUGAAUUGGGUAUGGGGGCUGUAUGGACAAGGAAGGCUGCUAGAGGCAGCUGAUAAGGCAUUGAAUGGAGAGUUCAACCAAGAGGAAAUGGUAUGUUUGAUGACUGUGGGGCUGUGGUGCGCACACCCAAAUCAUAGUCUAAGGGCUUCCAUAAGGCAAGCUAUUAAGGUUCUGGACUUUGAGGCCCCUUUGCCUAAGCUCCCAACACAAAUGCCUGUGCCUAUGUUCUAUGCUCCCACAGCUGCCAAUGAGAACCCUUUUUCCUAUACUUACUCUACAACCAACACAAACUCCCAAUUAUCUUUGUAAAUUCUUGGAUGAACUCCUUUUGGUUUUGUCAAAUCUUAUGAAGCUUUUUCUUUCAUUGAUUCGUUUUUUCAUAUUGUUUUAGGAUUGAAAUUUGUGUGUAGAACGCGGAAGUCUUUCCC
Messenger RNA from Cucurbita moschata (crookneck pumpkin), 2233 nucleotides. Its product is annotated as L-type lectin-domain containing receptor kinase IX.1-like. Gene Ontology annotation, biological process: protein phosphorylation. Bases 72 to 2114 code for a protein of 680 amino acids. The transcript has a single exon. Gene Ontology annotation, molecular function: ATP binding; carbohydrate binding; protein kinase activity. Lineage: Eukaryota; Viridiplantae; Streptophyta; Magnoliopsida; Cucurbitales; Cucurbitaceae. The record is from RefSeq and is a predicted model, not a curated record. Gene Ontology annotation, cellular component: plasma membrane.